AUGUACCGUGCGCCAUUUUGGAAGAAAAAAAAAAUCUCGGAUAAUUUCCGUGGUCUUGACAGAUCUGGAUCCGAGUCUUCACACUGAUUGUGGAUGCUAUCUAUUUCCCCGAGCAAGCCGCAUUGGUUGAUUAGGUAUUGGAAGCCGUGUACAGCAAGAGCUGCUACAUGAAGCAAUGGCGGGAGUUGCAGGUGGAAAUGAUUUUCAGUGGUGUUUCUCGCAAGUGAAAGGAGCGAUAGAUGAAGAUGUUGCGGAAGCUGACAUAAUCUCAACGGUUGAGUUCAACUAUUCUGGAGAAUUGCUCGCAACCGGAGAUAAAGGAGGCCGAGUAGUGAUAUUUCAACAUGAACAGGAGUCUAAGAAUCGCCCACAUCUGCGCGGGGAGUACAACGUCUAUAGCACAUUUCAGAGUCACGAGCCAGAAUUUGACUAUUUGAAAAGUUUAGAAAUUGAGGAAAAAAUUAAUAAAAUAAGAUGGCUACCCCAACAAAAUGCUGCUCACUUUCUACUUUCGACAAAUGAUAAAACUAUCAAAUUGUGGAAAAUAAGUGAAAGAGAUAAAAGAGCAGAAGGUUACAACCUGAAAGAUGAAGAUGGACGACUGCGAGACCCCUUUAGAAUCACCUCUUUACGGGUACCAGUACUGAUGCCAAUGGAUCUCAUGGUAGAAGCAAGCCCACGGAGGAUCUUUGCAAAUGCGCACACCUAUCACAUUAAUUCCAUUUCUGUAAAUAGUGAUUAUGAAACGUACCUCUCUGCAGAUGACCUAAGAAUAAAUCUAUGGCACUUGGAAAUCACAGACAGAAGUUUUAAUAUUGUAGACAUCAAGCCCGCCAACAUGGAGGAACUGACGGAAGUAAUCACAGCUGCUGAGUGCCAUCCACUCCAAUGCAAUGUAUUUGUGUACAGCAGUAGCAAAGGCACCAUCCGCCUGUGUGACACACGCGCAGCGGCCCUCUGUGAUAGGCACGCAAAGUUCUUUGAAGAGCCAGAGGAUCCAAGCAGUCGAUCUUUUUUCUCUGAGAUCAUCUCAUCCAUCUCGGACGUGAAGUUCAGUCACAGCGGACGCUAUAUGAUGACACGUGACUACCUCUCCGUCAAAGUCUGGGACCUCAACAUGGAGAACAGGCCAGUGGAGACGUAUCAGGUCCAUGAAUACCUUCGCAGUAAACUGUGCUCCUUGUAUGAAAAUGACUGCAUCUUUGACAAGUUUGAGUGCUGCUGGAAUGGCAGUGACAGUGCCAUCAUGACCGGCUCCUACAACAACUUCUUCCGAAUGUUUGACCGCAACACCAGGCGGGACAUCACGCUGGAGGCGUCCCGGGAGAGCAGCAAACCGCGGGCUACGCUGAAACCGCGCAAAGUGUCCACCGGCGGCAAGAGGAAGAAGGACGAGAUCAGCGUGGACAGCCUGGACUUCAACAAGAAGAUCCUCCACACUGCCUGGCACCCCAAAGAUAACGUGAUAGCUGUGGCCGCCACCAACAACUUGUACAUUUUCCAGGACAAAAUCAACUAGAAGAUUUGGGGUCUCCAGAGGGAUAGGGCUUUUACCGUACCUGUGUAGUUAAGCCUACUACUUGUCUAUCUGUAUAAGAAGAAAACAGCCUCGUUGUCCUCCUGGUGAAGAAUUCGAAAGCACGUGUCUACUUUUCUUCUUCUAUUUUUUUUUUUUUUUUU
Molecule: messenger RNA, 1680 nt
Organism: Pungitius pungitius (ninespine stickleback)
Lineage: Eukaryota; Metazoa; Chordata; Actinopteri; Perciformes; Gasterosteidae
Gene: ppp2r2d
Product: protein phosphatase 2, regulatory subunit B, delta
Exons: 10
Coding region: 176-1519 (447 amino acids)
Cellular component (GO): protein phosphatase type 2A complex; cytosol
Molecular function (GO): protein phosphatase regulator activity; protein binding
Source: RefSeq, a predicted model, not a curated record